AUGUAUUUAGCAUAUUUUGUAGGCUUACUUGAUACAAUAACAAGUACGGAAGAAUCAAAAGAUUGCCCGGGAGUUUGCGUACACGCUUUAGCGACCGUUAUUUGUUAUGAAGUUUUAGAAAAUGUUUCUUGUUCGAAACCUGCAAUGAAAUGUUGCAUCGAAACCCCAAGCGGAGAAGGAAACGUGACGAAAGUACCAUCAAAUCCACCGACUACAGAAACGACAAAACCUGUUAAAACGUUACAGGCAAGUAUGUUAUGUGUAUUUGGUAUUUACGGUCAUACUUCACAAUCACCCGCAGGAAACAAUGAAAGUUUUACAAAACCUAAUAUAAGAGAUAAUACCGUAAAAGCAUGCCCUGGUGUUUGCGUUGCUGAAAGAAUUGCCGAUUAUUGCGAAGCCGUUCUUAACGUUAACGAUUUAUGCAAACCUGGACUCAGAUGUUGCGUUUCAAGUGACGUAUACAGCGAAAACAAACAACAAAAUCUUACGAUUAUUAAUAAGAAUGGUACAAAACCUUCAGAUUCAGAUGUAACUGUUAGGCCACAAUUGAAACCUUCGGUCGAAACACAUGACUAUCAGUCAAAAAAUCCGUGCAGAGGAGAAUGCGUCAGCGGUUUAUUUGCUCUCUUUUGCGAUGAUAUUGAUGAAAAUGCAAAUUGUCCAGAGGGUGGAAGUUGUUGCAUAACUAAUUCUUCUCCACACGACGGUCCAUCUUCUUCGUCACCCAUGGUAACAACGACAACAACAACAACAACAGUUCCUUCCACCACUACAACCAGAAGGCCUUUAACAAGUUAUCCUCCUCAAUCUUCAUACCCGAAAUGUCCCGGUUUUUGUCUUCUUAAUUUAAUGGCUGCUUUCUGCGAAAAACCAUCAGUUUUAAUACCGAGAACAUCUAAUUGUCAAAAAGGACAUAUUUGUUGUGACAACACUAAAGUGGCGGUUACCUCAAAACCUCGUCCUACGACUAGAAUAACUACUUCAACCACUACAACAACCACAACAACCCCUAAUUCGGUGGUAACACGUCCAGAUGACCGACCGGAUUGUCCCGGAUCAUGUAUUGUAUCAUAUUUAUCUUUUACCUGCUUUAGGAAUGCGGACAUGACAGAUUUAUUUAAAUGUAGAAAAUCAGGGACUCAAUGUUGCGCUCCUAAAUCAGUUAUAAGAGAUCAUUUGGAUAAGAAAAAUGCAAAUGUUAAUCAAAGAAACGAUAAUGUCACCAACAACGGAAAUGAUAAUUAUCAAAAAAAUGUAACGUCUUCCUUGUACAAUACAAAAUAUUCACCAAGUCCACAAAUCAUUAAUUCAGAACAACACACUACUCACGGAGGACCUUUAACGAUGGACAUUCCAACUCCAAGACCUACUAUUUAUAGUAAAUAUGUAUGCGGCGUAAAAGGAACAUCAAGAACGAGAGGUGGUAGAGUCGUAGGAGGAGAAGAUGCUGAUCCCGUUGAAUGGUGUUGGCAGGUCGCUUUAAUAAAUUCCCUAAACCAAUACCUUUGCGGAGGAGCUUUGAUAGGCACACAAUGGGUUUUGACAGCUGCUCACUGUGUAACAAACAUUGUGAGAUCUGGUGAUGCGAUAUACAUCAGAGUCGGUGAUCACGAUCUAACACGAAAAUAUGGUAGCCCAGGAGCGCAAACCCUGAGGGUAGCAACAACCUACAUACAUCACAAUCAUAACAGUCAAACUUUAGACAAUGAUAUAGCUCUAUUAAAACUACACGGUCAAGCAGAAUUGAGAGAUGGCGUUUGUCUGGUAUGUCUUCCAGCACGUGGAGUAAGUCAAGUAGCUGGAAAGAGAUGUACCGUCACCGGUUAUGGUUAUAUGGGAGAAGCUGGACCUAUACCUUUAAGAGUUAGAGAAGCUGAAAUUCCCAUUGUUAGCGACGCAGAGUGCAUACGUAAAAUAAAUGCGGUCACAGAAAAAAUAUUCAUAUUACCAGCUAGCAGUUUUUGUGCAGGUGGAGAAGAAGGAAAUGACGCUUGCCAGGGAGACGGAGGAGGUCCUUUAGUUUGUGAAGAUGAUGGAUUUUACGAGCUUGCUGGUUUGGUUUCUUGGGGCUUCGGUUGCGGACGAGUUAAUGUACCUGGAGUUUAUGUCAAGGUUUCCUCUUUCAUAGGAUGGAUAAAUCAAAUAAUUAGCGUUAACAACCUGUGA
This is a messenger RNA of Pediculus humanus corporis (human body louse), 2169 nucleotides long. Its product is annotated as salivary plasminogen activator beta precursor, putative. Gene Ontology annotation, molecular function: serine-type endopeptidase activity. Bases 1 to 2169 code for a protein of 722 amino acids. The transcript is spliced from 11 exons. The record is from RefSeq and is a predicted model, not a curated record. Gene Ontology annotation, biological process: proteolysis. NCBI's taxonomy places the organism in Eukaryota, Metazoa, Arthropoda, Insecta, Psocodea, Pediculidae.